Solea senegalensis (Senegalese sole) is the source of this 4190-nucleotide messenger RNA. Its product is annotated as tomoregulin-1-like. The transcript is spliced from 10 exons. The record is from RefSeq and is a predicted model, not a curated record. Lineage: Eukaryota; Metazoa; Chordata; Actinopteri; Pleuronectiformes; Soleidae. Gene Ontology annotation, molecular function: protein binding. The coding region runs from base 340 to 1407 and encodes 355 amino acids.
UUGUUGUGGUUGCAGCGUCGCUGCCGCUGAUGCGCUCUUAACACCGCACCGCGUCUCCGCUUCCUUACCGCGCGGAAAACGCACUCCGCGACCACCGCUCCUCCUCCUCCUCUUCCUCCUGGAGGAUUUUCAGAGCGAAGAGAAGGACGGAUGGUGAAGGUGAUGAUGAAGAUGCCUCCUCCUCGCGCACCCGCCGCUUCCUGAACACACCUUCUUCCUCCUCUUCCUCCUCCUCUUCCUCUGCUGUCAGCGGACACAGGGCGAGGAGGCCGUGGUGUUUUCUCUCUCUCUCUGGAUUAUCUUCUCUGCUCCUGUACAUUCUUCAUCCUGCUCCUCAUCAUGGUGGGGUGUUCCUGCGGGAGUGUGCGGUGGCUGCUCUGCGUGUCUCUGCUGCUGCUGCUGCACCAAACUACUGCUUCUUAUUCUCCACAGAGCGGAGAGUGUCGAGGCAAAGGCAAAGAGUGCGCAGAUCUGUCAGAGAAGAAGAGUGACCUGCGAGUGUGUGAUGACUCCACCUGCAGGUAUGGAGGCGCCUGCAGAGACGACGGAGCUCAACUCAAAUGUGUCUGUCAGUUUCAGUGUCAUAAAAACUACAUCCCAGUGUGUGGAUCUAAUGGGGACACGUACCAGAACGAGUGUUACAGGAGACAGGCGUCCUGCAAACAGCAGAGACUCAUCUCCAGAGUGUCUGACGGUCCCUGCUCCACAGAUCCUGGCUCUGGUUCAGGAGAUGGGGACGACGAUGAAGGUUCAGCCUCAGACGUCGGGAAGAAGUUCACGAAGUGCAGUACGUGUAAAUACGGAGCGGAGUGUGACGAAGACUCUGAGGAUGUGUGGUGCAUAUGUAACAUUGACUGCAGUGGUCACAAUGAAAACCCGGUGUGUGCCACCGACGGGAACUCUUACAACAACCCCUGUUUAGUGAGAGAGGCUUCGUGUAUGAAGCAGGAGCAGAUCGACGUCAAACACCUGGGCAGGUGUCCAGCUGAUAAAGAAAAGGUGGGGAGGAAAGACGACAGCAGUCCUUUCAAAAUUAACGUCUUAGAAACCACAGGUCUGGAUCACAGUGAUGGUUUUUACGCCGGGAUGCCGAUCCCCUGUGCCGACACCUUCUGUGUUCAUGGGAAAUGUGAGAUCAAAAACAACGUCGCCACCUGCAGAUGCGACACAGGCUACAAAGGUCAACAGUGCGACGAGCCUCAGGACUUCAACAUCCUCUAUGUCGUCCCCAGUGGACAGAAACUUCACUACGUCCUCAUCGCCGCUAUCAUCGGCGCCGUGCAAAUUUCCAUCAUUGUCGCCGUGGUGAUGUGCAUCACGAGGAAAUGUCCGAAAAACAACAGAGGGCGGCGACAAAAACAAAACCUUGGACACUUUUCCUCGGACACUAACUCCAGGAUGGUAUAGCCUCAUUUGACGGACACUUCUUUUUUUGAUACGUUUUUUUCUUACAGCCAUUUUUUUUAAAACAAUAGGUGUAUGUAUCCUUUAUUUUGUCAUCAAAAAGAAGAAGACAAAGGACGAAUUACAUUUCUGUUGAUGGGGCCUUAUUUUCUCUGCUUUUUUCUUUGUUUUUUUUUUGAGGAUGGGACGAUUGUGCGUUCACCGUGUUUUUGCGUGUUUCUUUCGCGUGUGCUCGUUACUUCACCGGCUUCCUCACAGGUUUUUGUUGAACACUUAAAACACGUAAAAAAAGUGCACCUUUCAUAAACAUAAAUAGACAAAUGUAAAAUGGCCGCCGCUCUGGAAUGUUGAUCUGUUUCUGAUUGUUUUGUGUUGUUGGACGUGACAAACACACGUGUAUGUCCCCCUGAUGUUGUGAAUCCGUCGUUGACUUGUCGGAACUAGUAAAAAGUUGCGUUCACACCGGAAACAAAGAUCAUCUUGGCUCAGCAUCUGUCGACAGUCAACGGUUACGCAAAUGUUUACGUUGACUUUGUAAUCUUUCGUUGUGGACACACCUUCAUUUACACUUUUGGCCCCACCCUCUUUUGCUUUUCUCUGGCUUGUUGGCUCGGUACAGUGGCUUGAAGUGCAAAACGUGAAACACUUUUACAAAUCCAAAAACAAAUGUUUUUGUAACAAAAGAAAUUUACGACGUAUUGUCCACCGCAGAGACUCUGACAGGAAACUGGCAGGAAGUCAGAAGGAAGAGCGAAAAGUUUUGUCAUUGACUUCGUUGGCGCUGUUGCUGUUUUUUGCGUUGCUGUCGUUGAAACUUGCUGCAACCUCACGUUCCCAAGAGUUAGUAUUCCAAAGCACUGCUACUUUUAUCGCUACUAGCACUUUUGUCGCAUUUGUUUUGCAGUAAAUCUGUCGUACACAUGGUACACAGAGCAUCUUUAACGACUGAUAUCAUGAAGAAUAGCAAACGAUGGCGAGCCCGAGACACGUUUGUGUUUCCGACUUUUUCACUGGUGUGAGGUGAACUUGGGAAUUUAUGUCACUCCCGGUUCCAACUUCCAGAUUCCGAUGUAAAUGGAACACUAGACUCUCUUCUGUGAGCAGUUGGGGUCGACGUACGCCCUCUGCCGGUAUAAGUUUUAACUACACCAGGUGUAAGGUCUAAAGAACUUACAACUUGCGACGUGGCUAGAACUCGCAAGGAUUCCACUUGGAAGGACGUCGGUGUGUGUGAACAAAGCAAAUUUUUUGAUUUGUUAUUUUUGUUUGCGUUCACUCUUCUUAUUUCUGAACUCUCGCUACUGUAUAUUAGCAUGACUUGUGAAAACUGUGUUCCUUGGUGUAGUUUUUUUUUAAAAAGAAAAAGCUGACGUGUUUCCGACGCCUUGACCUCCAAAGAGACGACAGAAGUCGCACGGAAGAGCGUAAAGUUUUGUUGCAGACGUUGUUUGCAUCGUCUGCGUCGUUGCUUGUUUACGUUCCAGUGUAAACAGUAUGUUUGAUUGUAACGUUCAGAGUUGACUCGUGUGGACUGUGAAGGAGGUCGGGUGGUUGUGGGUUUAAUUCUCAGUUGUUCCCGUAGUCGGGGCUUUUGAUGAAAGUCUUUGUUUGUUUGUUUUUAUUUUGUGUCUGAGAGACAGAGAAAUCACUUCACUCACGUUUCUGUCUGAGGUGAGGACGUGAGUAUGAAACACACACACACGCCUGAACAUUCUGUGAAUGAAACUCUAACACGAUCUGUUUUAAUCUUCAUGUUUAAAGGGAUAGUUCGGAGUAUGUGGUACAAAUACCAAGAAACAGCCUGAGACACGUCUUUAUCUCACUGUGAGACUGGCUUUUCCAACAGGAAACUGAAGUUUGUAAACCACUCACUCUCCCACACCAAAGUCCAUAGAGAAAAUCAGUGAUUUUAACAUCACACAGGAGUUGUUGAUCCACUGCUGCCUCCAUCACCAAGUUCUAAUGUUUUGGCUCAGUGGUUAAGACUGGUACCCUGUGUGCAAAAGACAUCAUGGUCGCAAGUUCAACUCCACCCCUGGCAGGUUGUACUCAAUUCCCUUGUGAGUUGCUUUGGAUAAAAGCGUCCACUAAAUGACAUGUAAUGUAAUGUAGUGUAAAGUGACCACGCGAGGCAGCAGAGGACCAGCAGCUCCUGUGUUCCCACCAGCUAAAAUCACUGAUUUUCUCUAUGGGGUUUGGUGUGGGAAUCCUAAUCCUUGUAAACCAUCGCACAUAAAACAUUUUAACAGAAUAAAUUAGUGGGUGGAAAUUUCUAAAAUUAUAUUAAACAUGUGAUUAAAAAAUAUGGUGUAUCUACUGCCCUCUCUGGUCAAACACCAGCUACUGCAUUCACAUUAUGACUCAGAAUUGUUCAAAAUCAGGGAUUUGGUUUCGUCUGCCUUCAAUCUGACGUAGAUUUGAUUAGCGGAGUCUCAGGUUGGUUCUCAGCAGCAGGGGUCGCUCACAUACGACUAUCCCUGAAAGGUUUAACAAACACUGAUUUGAGCCUGAGCGUCACAGAUGUUUGUCUUCUCUGUUUCUGCAUUUGUUUUUCUUUCACUGGAUUAUUAUUUUUCUGUCACGUCUUCAUGUUGUAGCUCAGCUCCUCCCUUUUGUUCUUGUUGUCGACCAUUGCAGCUGUAAUCUUCUCUAAAUGUGACUAGAAUGUGUUUGACAUGUUAAUAUUCAUGCAUGUAGACUGUGAGAGGAGAUCUUCGGCUUCUGUUAUAAUAAAAAAAAGGAUUUUUUUUUUAUUUACACAAAUAGAGGCGUGUCAUUUGAGCUGA